Fusarium graminearum PH-1 is the source of this 390-nucleotide messenger RNA. RefSeq lists its product as uncharacterized. Gene Ontology annotation, biological process: DNA repair. Bases 1 to 390 code for a protein of 129 amino acids. Gene Ontology annotation, cellular component: nucleus; Smc5-Smc6 complex. The transcript is spliced from 2 exons. NCBI's taxonomy places the organism in Eukaryota, Fungi, Ascomycota, Sordariomycetes, Hypocreales, Nectriaceae. The record is from RefSeq and is a predicted model, not a curated record.
AUGGACGACGAAGAGAGGACCAGAAUCAUGCAUCAGUAUGGUCUCCGCAGCACUGGCGGUAUUGACUUGAUGCGCUUCGUCGUGAAUCCCAAAUCCUUUGGUCAAACUAUAGAGAACAUGUUUUACGUCAGUUUCCUCAUCCGAGAUGGUCGUGUUGAAAUCGAAUUUGAUGAGUCUGACCUUCCCGCACUUGCCCCAGUAAAUAAAGAUGAAGUCGAAGACGAUGAUGACCCAACACGCCACGGGGCAGCAAAACACCAGGCCAUUCUAUCUAUGGACAUGGAAACAUGGCAAGACAUCAUCGACACUUUUGGCCUCAGGGAACCCAUGAUCACACACAGAAAGGAUGUAACAAACUCAGGGCCCGGCGCCAGGGGAUGGUACAGCUGA